CUGUCCCAACACUACAAAUGGGGCCUGGAUAAAAUCUUCUUGGAGGAGGGACGCACUCAUGCCAUCAUCAUUGAGGAUGACAUGAUCUUCAGUCCUGAUUUCCUUGCCUUCUUCCAGGCAACAGCAGGACUAAUGCAGCAGGAUCCAUCCAUCUGGUGCGCAUCAUCAUGGAAUGACAACGGCCAGGCAUCCUUGGAGUGGAACAAAACAAGAUUGUAUCGCUCAUCGUACUUUCCGGGGCUUGGGUGGAUGAUGCGAAAAGAGCUCUGGCUGGAAAUUGGAACACAAUUUCCA
This is a messenger RNA of Coccomyxa subellipsoidea C-169, 294 nucleotides long. RefSeq lists its product as hypothetical. The transcript is spliced from 3 exons. Gene Ontology annotation, biological process: protein N-linked glycosylation. The record is from RefSeq and is a predicted model, not a curated record. Gene Ontology annotation, molecular function: alpha-1,3-mannosylglycoprotein 2-beta-N-acetylglucosaminyltransferase activity. Lineage: Eukaryota; Viridiplantae; Chlorophyta; Trebouxiophyceae; Coccomyxaceae. The annotation marks the transcript as partial. Gene Ontology annotation, cellular component: Golgi apparatus.